GGGAAGGUGGUCAGUACAAUGGCGAUGAAAAAAUGUGACAGGAUGCACUUCGAUUGGCCAUGGAAUACGGGGCUGAUUACAUUGAUGUUGAGCUCCAGGUUGCUCAUGAAUUCAUUCAAUCCAUAGCUGGAAAGAAGCCUGAAAAUUUUAAGAUUGUUGUUUCUUCUCAUAAUUAUCAAAAUACCCCAUCUAUGGAGGAUCUUGGUAAUCUUGUUGCAAAAAUACAAGCAACUGGAGCUGACAUAGUGAAGUUUGGAACAUCUGCCUUAGAUAUAACUGAUGCGGCACGUGUUUUCCAGAUAACUGUGCAUUCUCAGGUUCCAAUAAUAGCACUGGUUAUGAGCUUCUACAUUUAUACAAUUUCAGACAAAUAG
Messenger RNA from Humulus lupulus (European hop), 374 nucleotides. RefSeq names its product bifunctional 3-dehydroquinate dehydratase/shikimate dehydrogenase, chloroplastic-like. Lineage: Eukaryota; Viridiplantae; Streptophyta; Magnoliopsida; Rosales; Cannabaceae. The record is from RefSeq and is a predicted model, not a curated record. The transcript is spliced from 3 exons. Gene Ontology annotation, molecular function: 3-dehydroquinate dehydratase activity; shikimate 3-dehydrogenase (NADP+) activity. Gene Ontology annotation, biological process: shikimate metabolic process; chorismate biosynthetic process. The coding region runs from base 60 to 374 and encodes 104 amino acids.